Messenger RNA from Dentiscutata heterogama, 285 nucleotides. The record is from the annotation of a GenBank genome assembly. NCBI's taxonomy places the organism in Eukaryota, Fungi, Glomeromycota, Glomeromycetes, Diversisporales, Gigasporaceae.
ACGAUGAAUUCAAAUGAAAAAAGGGAUUUUUGGAUACGUCUAUGUUUAGCCAUACCUAUAUUAAUUUUGGCUUUUUUAUGUCCUUGCUUGCUACUUUAUGCGACAUACUCAUCCGAUCAAAUACCAGGCUCAAAAAAUUUAAAAAUAGUUCAAGUUUUUCGUCAAAUUUAUAUAGCAAAUAUAAUUUGUAUGUGGCUUUUUGGCGCUUUUACAUUUUCUUGGAGAAUUAAAGAUUGUGUAAAUCCUGAUUUCACGAAUCGUGAAUUUUAUGGCGAAGAACGUCCC